UCGAUAUAUAGCAACGAUUCGUAGCCAUUUUAGUGAGUGUCGCCAUAUUUGUUCGUCUGCCAAGUUCUUUACGGUACCAUGAGUCUUUCACGAGUAGGCUUAUCAGUCUUGAGAGGUGUUAGAAACAGGAGCUCUUCAGCUUCUAAUGUUUAUCCUGGAUAUGCCAAAACUGGUGUAUUAAAAGAUAAAUUUGGUAUUGAGGACUCAACCCCUGUUUUCAAGAAAGGUGGAACUCUGGACAAUGUUUUGUAUGGCGCUACCUUCAUUGCUUGUGCCGCAGCUCUUGGUUUUAGUGUAAAUGCAUACUACCUCUUCUCGCUACAAUAAAGAAAAUAUAUUGCAAUGUUACCAAUUAGUCAGUGAAUUAAUGUACAGUCAUUCCUUUAUUAUCUUUGAACUAUUUAAUGUGAUACAAAUAAAUUAAUAUUAAAAUGUGCUG
Messenger RNA from Nezara viridula (southern green stink bug), 439 nucleotides. Lineage: Eukaryota; Metazoa; Arthropoda; Insecta; Hemiptera; Pentatomidae. The record is from the annotation of a GenBank genome assembly.